This is a messenger RNA of Helianthus annuus (common sunflower), 1161 nucleotides long. RefSeq names its product cyclase-like protein 2. The record is from RefSeq and is a predicted model, not a curated record. NCBI's taxonomy places the organism in Eukaryota, Viridiplantae, Streptophyta, Magnoliopsida, Asterales, Asteraceae. Gene Ontology annotation, molecular function: arylformamidase activity. The transcript has 6 exons. The coding region runs from base 167 to 994 and encodes 275 amino acids.
AGUUUGACAAAAAAUUGCACAGUUAUUGGAUUUUUGUGACUUUUAUUUGGUCAUAGAUGACGGCAAACACAGCCGCCUAUAUAACAUGUGCAGUUCGAUCAAUCUUAUGUUUUAACCCCUUUUCUUAAAGAUCCUUAUCAACUGUCCAACGUAGUGAUUUGGAAAUAUGAAUCCUCAGUUGAUGUUUCUGAUGUUGUUGUUGUUACCUUGUGUUGUUUUGUCAUCACAAGAUAGUGAGUUGAUUCCUCCAAGAUGGGAUGUUUAUGACAAUGGGAAAAUUUAUGAUAUUACUCACAGGAUUACUGCAGCAACACCCACUGGGAUCUCUCAAACUGGGAUUGGGGAAGAUUACCUUAGACUCCAUGACAGUAUGAGGAACGGGUCGGAUUACAACUUCUCGAUUAUUAAGUUGCCUGCUCAUUCUGGUACUCAUGUUGAUGCACCUGGGCAUUUUUAUGAGAAUUACUAUGAAGCCGGGUUCGAUGUCGAUAGUCUUGAUUUGCGGGUGCUCAAUGGUCCAGCUUUAUUAGUUGAUGUUCCAAGGGACACUAACAUAACAGCUGAAGUAAUGAAGUCGUUGAACAUUCCAAAGGGAGUAAGGCGUGUGCUUUUCAGAACAUUAAACACUGAUAGGCGGCUAAUGUGGGAAAAGCGAUUUGACACAAGCUAUGUGGGAUUUACGAAGGAUGGAGCCCAGUGGCUGAAGGACAACACUGACAUCAAACUUGUUGGUACUGAUUACUUAUCAGUUGCUGCAUAUGAUCAUCUGGUUUCUGCUCAUCGUGUCUUCUUAAAAAACAGAGCUCAACAUGCUUUUUCCUUUUCCAGCGAGAUUGCAACUAUAAGACGGUGUGGUUUGUUACAACUUACAUUUAACCAUGUCGCGCCGCAUCAAAACUAUAUUUUUGUGAGGACCAGUAUGAGUAAAUGUGUAUUUGUAACUUCAAAACUUCUUAGAAAUGGAAAUACUGCAAAUAUUCCUAAGCUGCCGUAACGAAAAAUCUUGCAAACUCAUGGGACAUGAUACGUAUCUUCCAACUGAGAAAUGUUUUUGCACAAACUCACACAACUCAAUGUUGUGUAAAUUUGCUGGUAUUUGUCUAGCUGAAACUAUUAAUACUGCUAUGUUUUCAAUGCUGUGUAAAUUUGCUUGUUAUUUGU